CUCGCGUCCUUCUUUCUUCAGAGCAUAUCUGCAAUUGCCUCUCCAAUCCCCGGCAUGCUACAGACGGAAGCCGUCGAGAAAUUUUCCGACAUUCCAGCCCCAUAGUUUGCGGGUACGAAGAUUAAGUGCAGAAGUAUAUCGCUGCUGCGACGGUGUAUAUUUGGGAGAGAAUGAGAGGGUUGCAGCUGCCGUUAACCCAAACGCAAAGAGUAAGACUGCAAAGGGCACUUGAAAAGCUCGAGUCUUUGUCGGCGAAGGCGAAUUCUGAUGCCUCUGUCAUCAUUGCCGAUUCAAUUCCCGUCAACUACGAGGACGCCUUUCUCAAGGGACAUGGAACCACUGAACUCGAUGGCGAAUUGGUGGCCACCGUGUGCGGAGUGGUGGAGCGAGUGAACAAGUUGGUCUAUGUCCGGUCCUUACGAGCCAAGUACAAGCCAGAGGUUGGUGAUAUCGUAAUUGGACGGGUGGUUGAGGUUGCUCCAAAGCGUUGGAGAUUAGAGAUAAAUUUCAGCCAAGAUGCAAUUUUAAUGCUUUCUUCAAUGAACAUGCCUGAUGGUAUUCAGAGGCGGCGAACUGCUUUGGAUGAACUCAAUAUGCGCAGUGUUUUUGAAGAGAAUGAUGUUGUCUGUGCUGAGGUUCGAAAUUUCCAGAAUGAUGGCAGUUUACAACUCCAAGCAAGAAGUCAGAAAUAUGGGAAGGAUAAAAGGUACUACUCUGACAGCAAUGAUUACUUGGAAAUUUGCCGCUGCUAUAAGGCAAUAUAUGAGAUUCCAUCUGUCAAAGAAAACUCAGUGCAGUGGAUACCGGUUCUAAGAAAAAUCUGUUGGUACUUAGUCCUUGCACCACAUGAUCCUAUGCAGUCAAGCCUUCUUAAUUCCACUUUAGAGGAUAAAAAUCUUUCUGAAAUUCCAAAUUUUAGAUCAUUGCUGAAACAAUUGGUCACAAUGGAGGUUAUCCAGUGGACAUCCCUUUGGAAUACAUACAAGGAUGAAUUUGAUGGGGAGAAGAGUUUGCUUGGAGGUCCUUUGGGUGAAAAAGCUGCUGAAGAUCUAAGACAGAGAAUAAUUGAGCAUAAUAUCCUUGUUGUUUCUAAGUAUUACUCAAGGAUCACAUUGAAGAGACUUGCGGAGCUGUUGUGUUUGACCAUUCAGGAAGCUGAGAAGCACCUUUCUGAAAUGGUUGUUUCUAAAACACUUGUGGCCAAGAUUGACAGGCCAAUGGGAAUAGUCUGUUUCCAAAUAGCAAAGGAUAGCAAUGAAAUCCUUAACUCAUGGGCAGUGAACUUGGAAAAACUUCUGGAUCUUGUGGAAAAGAGUUGCCACCAAAUACAUAAAGAAACCAUGGUUCACAAAGCUGCACUGAAAGUUUGAAAACAAUGAAAUGUUGACUGCAGCCGUGUUGAGCUGGGUGGGUUUGAACUGCAAGGAAGUGAUCUUAUCUUUGAUGAGGCAUGCUUUUGUUUGGUUUUCCUUUGGAAGUUCUCUCUUUUGUUUUGGUCAGCGUAGAGAACAGAAGUAUGCUUCCUUUAACCGAAAGAUUGUCGCCACUGACUAAUCCCAGAAACCUAAACCAAUAGCAGUGGAAUGAAAUCAUUGCUUUUUCCUUUUUAUUUAUAUUCGUGGCAUUGUGUAAGAUUUCACAUGAUUCACACUUUUACUACUAUAUUCUUUUUAACUUUGACAAAAAUGUGUUAUUUCACCCAAAAUUUAGUGG
This is a messenger RNA of Rubroshorea leprosula, 1713 nucleotides long. NCBI's taxonomy places the organism in Eukaryota, Viridiplantae, Streptophyta, Magnoliopsida, Malvales, Dipterocarpaceae. The record is from the annotation of a GenBank genome assembly.